Messenger RNA from Drosophila innubila, 1944 nucleotides. RefSeq names its product asparagine synthetase [glutamine-hydrolyzing] 1 (gene AsnS). Gene Ontology annotation, cellular component: cytosol. The coding region runs from base 96 to 1784 and encodes 562 amino acids. The transcript has a single exon. Lineage: Eukaryota; Metazoa; Arthropoda; Insecta; Diptera; Drosophilidae. The record is from RefSeq and is a predicted model, not a curated record. Gene Ontology annotation, molecular function: asparagine synthase (glutamine-hydrolyzing) activity.
AGGCGGCGUUAACAGCAGCAGCGUUAACAGUUGCCAUUGAACUUGGAAGCGAAACGGAUCGAAGAGAGCAGAAAAAGUGAAAAGAGAUAUUUAAAAUGUGCGGUAUAUUUGCAAUAUUUUCAAGUGAUGGCGAACCGAUUGGAACGCAGAGUUUUGAGGGCAGCAAGCACAGUUUAAGAGAGUUGGCAUAUCGUCAGAGCGGCAGGCAGCGACAUCGUGGCCCGGACUCCACGGGCGUGGUGAUUGUGCCGGAACAGGGCGUGGCCAUGGUGCAUGAGAGGCUGCGAAUUGUGGGCGUGGAAAUGGGCGACCAGCCGUUUGUGUCGGACGAUGGAAAUCUGGUGCUGGUGGCCAACGGCGAGAUCUACAACUAUCUGGAACUGUCAGCUCAAAUUGCAAAGCGACGCGGCGGCUACAAACCCAAAAGCGAUUGCCACGUUAUCCUGGAAUUGUAUCGGGAUUAUGGAGUGGAUCUGUUGCAACACAUUACCGGAAUGUUCGCCUUUGCCCUGUACGAUAAGCGGAGCAAGGAGCUGCUGCUGGCACGUGAUCCCUUUGGCAUUAUUCCCAUGUACAUUGGUGAAGAUGCCGCGGGCAACAUUUGGAUCGCCUCCGAGCUGAAGUGCUUGGCGGCAUGCUGUCCAAAGGUGGAAACCUUUACGCCUGGAGAGGCUCGCUUUGGCCGUGUGGGUGCCAUGCGACGCUGGCGUCACUUCCAACAGCCCUGGAUGCAGCUGGAGCAGGAGCAGCUGCCCAGUUUGCCAUGUGAAUUGUCGCUGCUGCGAGCGAGCUUGGAGUCGGCAGUGCGCACACAUCUCCACUGCGAUGUCCACUUUGGAGCGCUGUUAUCUGGCGGCGUGGACUCCAGCCUGAUUGCCUCGAUAGCCACCAAGAUAAUGCGGGAGACCAAUCCCAGUUACAGGCUCAAGACCUUCUCGGUGGGACUACGCAAUGCGCCAGACUUUGAGGCUGCUCGCCAGGUGGCCAAAUACAUUGACAGUGAUCACACCGAACUGGUAUUUGAAAUAGACGAGGCUCUGGACAGCAUCCGGGAUAUUGUGUACCAUCUGGAGACCUACGAUGUGACCACUGUGCGCUGCAGUCUUCCCAUGCUGCUGCUCACGCGGUACAUCAAGAGCACCGGCAUCAAGAUGAUACUCUCCGGCGAGGGAGCAGAUGAGAUCUUUGGCGGUUACUUGUACUUCCACAAGGCGCCCAGCUAUGUGGAAUUCCACCAGGAGCUCGUCAAGCGCGUCCAGCAGCUGCAUCUGUCCGACUGUCUACGGGCCAACAAGGUGGCCAUGGCCAAGGGAGUCGAGUUGCGUGUUCCCUUCCUGGACACAGCGUUUGUCAACUACGUGAUGAACAUACGGCCGGAGGAUAAGAUUCCUGGGCCACUCAAUCUCUUCAAGAAUGAGCAGAAAUCGCGCUUGGAGAAGUUUGUACUGCGUGCAGCCUUUGCAGAGGAUUACUUGCCGGAUUCCGUGCUGUGGCGCCAGAAGGAACAGUUCUCCGAUGGCGUCGGCUAUGAUUGGAUCGACAGCAUUCGCCGAGUGGCCACCAGCCAUGUCACUGAUGAAGAGUUUGCCCAGGCAGCCAACAGAUUCCCCUUUAACACGCCCACGACAAAGGAGGCGUUCUACUAUCGCUGCAUCUUCGAGCAACAGUUUCCGGGCGAGGCUGCUGCACGCACUGUGGUCCGGUGGGUGCCACGCCUGGACUGGGGCUGUCCGGAGGAUCCCUCGGGGCGGGCACAGGCUGUGCAUCAGAUUAAUAAAGACUGAUUAGCUUAAAUUGCAUUAUUGAUAAGCAGCACAAAAGAGUCUCGAAUUGCAUUCAAUUUAUUUAGUACAAAUGCCUUUUGUUAAUGCCACAAUAAAUCUUGCAACGCUGGCACAAUUUAUAUACAAGCAUUAAAUUGUUUUAUAACUACCUCCACACUUA